Messenger RNA from Nilaparvata lugens (brown planthopper), 991 nucleotides. RefSeq lists its product as uncharacterized. Bases 141 to 788 code for a protein of 215 amino acids. The transcript is spliced from 5 exons. The record is from RefSeq and is a predicted model, not a curated record. Lineage: Eukaryota; Metazoa; Arthropoda; Insecta; Hemiptera; Delphacidae.
CAAAGAUGUUACCAUAGAAACUCAGGUUCAUUUGUACAGUACACUACGCACUUUCAUUCCAUUACACUCACAACACCCACAAAAGCAACAUCAAAAUUUUCAAGAUUCAUUUUUCAAAAUUUCAAGUAUAAAUCUUCAACAUGACAAGCAAACACGACAAACAAAAAUGCUGCGAAGAACAAUCGGAAAUAGUAAGGUUGAUUCGAGAUUUGUGUGCAACUAUGGAAAAUGAAGAGAACGAAAGCCGUGAGAGACAAGAUUUUGGAAAGUACAAGUCACAGCAACCUGCAUCCAAUCCUUCCGAUAAUUGUGUUCUACAGUGCACUCCUUGCAGACAACUCAAUUACAACACAGAAGAUUCUGGAAAUUCAUCACGGAAACAGCGGAGAAAUGCAUUGCCGAAUCUGUGCUCCACCAGGGGACAGGUGAACACCAACCACUUGUAUGUGAAUCGUUGGGUCAGGCCAGAUCCUAGCAAAGCGCCACUCAUCACUUACCCAGAAUAUCCGAAACAAUACAACAAAGAGGAAGACGAUUACUAUAAGGCACCUAGCACCAAAAAUGGACAGAUUGUGGGUGGAGUUGUUUAUGAUAACUGCUUUUGCUCGAAAAGAAACGGGUUGCAGGACGAUUGUCCCCUCACCAAGUGCAUUACAAAUCCUGGCUGCAAGGCUUUGCCUGAGCCUUGCUGUCCAAACUUGUAUGAGGAGCGUCUGCGCCAGGCAAAGCGGGCUUGUGAAGAUGGUCGAUAUGGAACGCUAACUACUAUGUAUUGCCCAGAAUAUUAGAAAAGUAAAUAAUAAUAAUUAUUUGUACCGUUGGUCGAUAAAAAUGUGGAUCGUCAAGUUCAUUAUUGUACUACUGUCGAAGAUAAUAUGAGAGGAACAAACAAGUAUUUCCUUCAGUUAUUGGCGCAUUUGAUGUCAAAGUAUAAGCAAUAAAACAAUGUCACCUGUACUCACAUAAAUAAAAUACUAUUCAUGAUUAUUCA